GAGGACGCCCGGCCAGGGUGAACACCGCGGCAGGAGAAUACGGGAGACUGUGAGAGCAUGGGGAGCCUUUGUCGUGCAGCGUGAAACCCUUGAGCCUUUGGCCUAGGAGCUGGGAGACUCAGGGCCCUUUCCACACUCAGAAAUGGAGCAGGGCCUUCUAGGCAGUCCCAGCACCAUGAGCCCUGAAAGGUCCCAAGAGGAAAGCCCAGAAGACGACACAGAGAGAACAGAGCAGAAGCCCACGGUCAAAGAUGCCUUCAAAGACAUUUCCAUAUACUUCACCAAGGAAGAAUGGGCAGAGAUGGGAGACUGGGAGAAAACUCGCUAUAGGAAUGUGAAAAGGAACUAUAAUGCACUGAUUACUAUAGGUCUCAGAGCCACACGACCAGCUUUCAUGUGUCACCGAAGGCAGGCCAUCAAACUCCAGGUGGAUGACACAGAAGAUUCUGAUGAAGAAUGGACACCUAGGCAGCAAGUCAAACCUCCUUGGAUGGCCUUAAGAGUGGAACAGCGUAAACACCAGAAGGGAAUGCCCAAGGCGUCAUUCAAUAAUGAAUCUAGUUUGAAAGAAUUGUCAGAAACGGCAAAUUUACUGAAUGCAAGUGGCUCAGAGCAGGCUCAGAAACCAGUGUCCCCUCCUGGAGAAGCAAGUACCUCUGGACAGCACUCUAGACUAAAACUGGAACUUAGGAGCAAGGAGACUGAAGGAAAUACGUAUAGACUGCGAGAAAGAAAGGGUCAUGCAUACAAAGAGAUCAGCGAGCCGCAGGAUGAUGAUUACCUCUAUUGUGAGAUGUGUCAGAACUUCUUCAUUGACAGCUGUGCUGCCCAUGGGCCCCCUACAUUUGUAAAGGACAGUGCAGUGGACAAGGGGCAUCCCAACCGUUCAGCCCUCACUCUGCCCCCAGGGCUGAGAAUUGGGCCAUCAGGCAUCCCUCAGGCUGGGCUUGGAGUAUGGAAUGAGGCAUCUGAUCUGCCGCUGGGUCUGCACUUUGGCCCCUACGAGGGCCGAAUUACAAAAGACGAAGAGGCAGCCAACAAUGGGUACUCCUGGCUGAUCACCAAGGGGAGAAACUGCUAUGAGUAUGUGGAUGGAAAAGAUAAAUCCUGGGCCAACUGGAUGAGGUAUGUGAACUGUGCCCGGGAUGAUGAAGAGCAGAACCUGGUGGCCUUCCAGUACCACAGGCAGAUCUUCUAUAGAACCUGCCGAGUCAUUAGGCCGGGCUGUGAACUGCUGGUCUGGUAUGGGGACGAAUACGGCCAGGAACUAGGCAUCAAGUGGGGCAGCAAGUGGAAGAAAGAGCUCAUGGCAGGGAGAGGCUGCAGUGGGUCAUCCCCUCAGGGCUGCUCCAGUUUCCAGAUGAGAGAGAAUGGUGGGCAGGAUGAAGGUGGGGAGCACGGAGAACCAAAGCCAGAGAUCCAUCCAUGUCCCUCAUGCUAUCUGGCCUUUUCAAGUCAGAAAUUUCUCAGUCAACAUGUAGAACGCAAUCACUCCUCUCAGAACUUCCCAGGACCAUCUGCAAGAAAACUCCAACCAGAGAAUCCCUGCCCAGGGGAUCAGAAUCAGGAGCAGCAAUAUUCUGAUCCACGCAGCUGUAAUGACAAAACCAAAGGUCAAGAGAUCAAAGAAAGGUCCAAACUCUUGAAUAAAAGGACAUGGCAGAGGGAGAUUUCAAGGGCCUUUUCUAGCCCACCUAAAGGUCAAAUGGGGAGCUGUAGAGUGGGAAAAAGAAUAAUGGAAGAAGAGUCCAGAACAGGCCAGAAAGUGAAUCCAGGGAACACAGGCAAAUUAUUUGUGGGGGUAGGAAUCUCAAGAAUUGCAAAAGUCAAGUACGGAGAGUGUGGGCAAGGUUUCAGUGUUAAAUCAGAUGUUAUUACACACCAAAGGACACAUACAGGGGAGAAGCCCUACGUCUGCAGGGAGUGUGGGCGAGGCUUUAGCUGGAAGUCAGUCCUCCUCAGACACCAGAGGACACACACAGGGGAGAAGCCCUACGUCUGCAGGGAGUGUGGGCGGGGCUUUAGCCGGCAGUCAGUCCUCCUCAUUCACCAGAGGACACACACAGGGGAGAAGCCUUACGUCUGCAGGGAGUGUGGGCGGGGCUUUAGCCAGCAGUCAGUCCUCCUCAUUCACCAGAGGACACACACAGGGGAGAAGCCCUAUGUCUGUAGGGAGUGUGGGCGGGGCUUUAGGGAUAAGUCAGGCGUCUGCUAUCACCAGAGGACACACACAGGGGAGAAGCCCUACGUCUGCAGGGAGUGUGGGCGGGGCUUUAGCCGGCAGUCAGUCCUCCUCAUUCACCAGAGGACACACACAGGGGAGAAGCCCUACGUCUGCAGGGAGUGUGGGCGGGGCUUUAGCCAGCAGUCAGUCCUCCUCAUUCACCAGAGGACACACACAGGGGAGAAGCCCUACGUCUGCAGGGAGUGUGGGCGGGGCUUUAGCGUUAAGUCAAGCCUCUGCUAUCACCAGAGAACACACACAGGGGAGAAGCCCUACGUCUGCAGGGAAUGUGGGCGGGGCUUUAGCGUUAAGUCAAACCUCCUCAGUCACCAGAGGACACACACAGAGGAGAAGCUCUACGUCUGCAGGGAGGAUGAGUAAGUCAUUAGUAAUAAAACCUCAUCUCAAUAGCCACAAGAAGACAAAUGUGGUCAUCACACACUUGCACACCCCAGCUGUGAGGUGGCUUCAGCGGAAGUCUGCUGACCCUUUAUAUUCCCCGAGAGUAUAAAGAGAUCGGAAAUAACUAAUUAAACAAAUCCGCCACUUUCAUGACUAAAGAUGAGGAAGAACAGGGGAUAGUUCUGUAAGUGUUCGGGGGACAUCAGCAUGUGUGGUUCUUUCCCGUACUGAUCCCCUCCAUUUUUUGUUUGUUUUUUGCCUCCUGUUCUAAUAAAUUUUGUCUCCAUACA
Pongo pygmaeus (Bornean orangutan) is the source of this 2916-nucleotide messenger RNA. It is a transcript of the gene PRDM9, whose product is annotated as PR/SET domain 9. Gene Ontology annotation, molecular function: recombination hotspot binding; histone H3K4 methyltransferase activity; zinc ion binding. Bases 143 to 2605 code for a protein of 820 amino acids. Gene Ontology annotation, cellular component: nucleus. The record is from RefSeq and is a predicted model, not a curated record. Gene Ontology annotation, biological process: positive regulation of reciprocal meiotic recombination; regulation of DNA-templated transcription. Lineage: Eukaryota; Metazoa; Chordata; Mammalia; Primates; Hominidae. The transcript is spliced from 12 exons.